This is a messenger RNA of Aaosphaeria arxii CBS 175.79, 1111 nucleotides long. RefSeq lists its product as uncharacterized. Gene Ontology annotation, biological process: proteasome-mediated ubiquitin-dependent protein catabolic process. The coding region runs from base 125 to 886 and encodes 253 amino acids. The record is from RefSeq and is a predicted model, not a curated record. Gene Ontology annotation, cellular component: nucleus; cytoplasm. Gene Ontology annotation, molecular function: protein binding. The transcript has 3 exons. Lineage: Eukaryota; Fungi; Ascomycota; Dothideomycetes; Pleosporales.
AACUUGGACACGGUCGAGCAAACAGUUCUCAUCUUCCGAUGGACAUCCGUUGAUAACACAGCGGUCGUCAUGGUACGCUUGCCUAUCGGUGCUGAAUAGCUCUUUGAGCUUUCGGGCUGACGCAAUGCAGAGCUCUUCCUCCGUGUCUGUGUCGGCCACGACGCCGACUCAGCACCCCUUCCAAAGGAAGGUCAAUGAGAUCAAACCCUCCAAAUCAGACAUCAACUUCGUGAUCAUGGAUUACCUCAUCAGCGAAGGCUAUCCUCGAGCUGCUGAAAAGUUUGCUAAAGAGGCCAACCUGACUCUCCCUCUCGAGGAAGAUUCAAUCCAGUCGAGAGUGGAGAUCCGCAGGGCCAUUUACGCUGGCGACAUUGAUACUGCUAUCAACAAGAUCAAUGACUUGAACCCCCAAAUCCUUGACACAGAUCCCUCUCUUCAUUUCGCCCUUCUUCGUCUGCAGCUGAUAGAACUGAUUCGUACGUGCACUUCGUCUCCCUCUGCCGACAUCACUCCGGCUCUCGCCUUCGCCUCCGCUCAACUCGCUCCCCGUGCGGCUACCAACAAUGAUUUCUUGAAAGACCUUGAACUCACCAUGUCCCUACUCAUCUUCCUUCCAACCGACAGCACUUUACAGCCCCAGUUCGCUGAACUUCUGGAACCAUCCCUUCGUCGGGACGUCGCGAAGCGCGUGAAUGAAGCUAUCUUGACCCACAUGGGUGCAAGAGGUGAAUCUCGACUUCGUAGCUUGGUGCGCUUACGCGUCUGGGCUGAGCAAAAAGCCAGAGCAUCUGGCAAAAAUUUGCCACCCGUGCUCCCGUACACUCUGCAAGAUCCUGAUGACACUCACGGAAUUGAUAAUGAUACUUCAGACUUCAUGGUCACUUGAAAUUAGGUGACUUGUCUUCGGGAUGAAGAAUUUUUCACGAACAACAUGGUUAAUGAUAUCUUGAUCGGGUGGUUCUUUGGUAUCCCACUGUGUCCUGUUAUCUUUGUAAGGCGUUUGGUCCGCUGGCAUCAUCUCUUUGCCAUGGCGUUAUAGUAUGGAUUGUUAUUGAUACCUACCUGAAUAUGAACCAUUGCGCAACCUUAGGGUACGCUGCUAAUUUGAAAA